UCCCCCUUUCGAGAUAUUUUCCAAACCAAACCCCCUCGCCCUAUCGGUUCGGUUCGCCGCCUCCACCUCCUCUCGCUCGCUCGCUCGCCCGCCCGCCAGCUAUGUCGCUCGCCAUUGCCGCUCCCACCGCCUCCUCUCACUUCUCCUCACCCCUCCUCACCCUCGCCGCGCCCCGCCGGACCCCCGUCUCCCCACUCCGCCGUAUUGGCCGUCCGCGUAUGGUCGCCGUCGCCUCCGUCCCCGACCCCGCGGCGGGGCCGGCGGAGCACACGCCCUGGCUCAUCGCCGGCCUCGGCAACCCAGGUGGCAAGUACCGCGGCACGCGCCACAAUGUGGGGUUUGAGAUGGUGGAUCGCAUCGCGCUGGACGAGGGAAUCACGAUGAACACAAUCCAGUCCAAGUCGCUGCUGGGAGUAGGUUCAAUUGGCGAGGUGCCAGUCUUGCUGGUAAAACCACAAUCAUACAUGAACUACAGUGGGGAGGCUAUUGGACCACUUGCCGCCUAUUACCAAGUACCAUUGCGACACAUCCUUUUGAUUUAUGAUGAGAUGAGUCUGCCCAAUGGUGUAUUACGGCUUCAAAGGAAAGGUGGUCAUGGCCGCCAUAAUGGCUUACAGAAUGUGAUUGAGAAUUUGGAUGGCUGCCGGGAAUUUCCUCGUUUAUCUAUAGGCAUUGGUAGCCCACCUGGCAAAAUGGACACACGAGCUUUCCUUCUGCAGAAGUUUAGUUCAGAGGAAAGAGUGCAGAUCGACACUGCUUUGGAGCAAGGGGUGGAUGCUGUGAGGACCCUUGUGCUAAAGGGUUUUAGUGGAAGUAUUGAAAGAUUCAACCUGAUGCAGAAGUACAAGUUCCACAGGGUUUGACCGUUUGAGGAUCUGUUAGAUGCUUGGGUUAACUUAUGCAAGAAAACCUGAUAUGCACCAACAUCAUUGAAGUGUUGUGUAUGGUAAUUUGUAGCUUUGCUCAACGUACCUAGGUGCACUGAGUUGCUGCCGAAGUGUCCUGUAGUUUUGAGGUGAUUAAUAACUUAUCUGGGUGUACAUAAAGUAGAGUAUUUUUUCCCGCAUUUCCCUAAAGAGAACAUAUAGUUUACUGAAAUUGGAGUAUAAACUAGGUUAUUUUGACCAAGGCCAUGUAAAAACACUUAUUUCUUCUGUUAGUUACUAAGACAUUUGAGUUUGAUGUAAAAGAGGAAAUAUAGACUAUUUUGAUUCUCCC
This is a messenger RNA of Phragmites australis (common reed), 1218 nucleotides long. Its product is annotated as chloroplastic group IIB intron splicing facilitator CRS2, chloroplastic-like. Gene Ontology annotation, molecular function: peptidyl-tRNA hydrolase activity. The record is from RefSeq and is a predicted model, not a curated record. Lineage: Eukaryota; Viridiplantae; Streptophyta; Magnoliopsida; Poales; Poaceae. The coding region runs from base 102 to 863 and encodes 253 amino acids. The transcript is spliced from 8 exons.